GUCGGGCUGAGGAGAGAAACAGGAACUGGACUGAAGUGCUGGAGGAGGAGGAGGAGGAGAACUGAUUGACCAACUAUUUCAAGUCUUCUCUUGCUCCAUGAGUUCACUUUCCUGCACACAUCAAAUGUCCCUCUGGAAACAAACCAGGAGAUGCCGCCAAGAGGAAUGACUCAGGCUGCAGAAUUCAGAAGAGAUUAAAUAAUGAACAUGGCAUCCAUGAAAUAUGAGAAAAUAGCGUCUCGCCAUACGUUCUCUGGUACUGUUUGCACGAACACAUCUCAUAAACGAAUGCAGAAAAAAGCUGGGAAAAAGAGAGCCCACCAAUGCUUGGAGUGUGGGAAGAGUUUCACUCAGUGGGGUGAUCUCCAAAGACACCAGCGUAGUCACUCAGGAGAGAAGCCGUAUCACUGCUCAGAAUGCGGAAAGAGCUUUACCAGACAAAGCAGUCUCCGAACACACAAGCGCAUUCACACCGGAGAAAAACCAUUUCAGUGCUCAGAGUGUGGCAGGAGUUUUAAUCGGCACAGUAACCUCCAACAGCACCAGCGCAUUCACACCGGAGAGAAGCCGUAUCACUGCUCAGAGUGUGGGAAGGAUUUCAAACAUCAGAGUACUCUUCAGCAACAUCAGCGAAUUCAUACUGGAGAGAAACCGUUUCGCUGCUCAGAGUGUGGAAAGAGUUUCACUCAGCAGAACUCCCUCCAGCUACACCAGCGCAUUCACACAGGAGAGAAACCGUAUUACUGCUCAGAGUGUGGGACAAGUUUUAGAGGCAAAAGUAAUCUCCUAAAACACCAGCACAUCCACACAGGAGAGAAGCCGUAUCAGUGCUCAGAGUGUGGCAAGUGUUUUAAACAGCAGAGUACGCUGAAGGCACACCAGCGCAUUCACACCGGAGAGAAACCAUAUGAGUGUUCAUACUGCGGAAGGACUUUCAGAGACAGAAGCAGCCUCAAAGCACACCAGCCCAUUCACACGGGCGUGAAACCGUAUCACUGCUCAGAGUGCGGGAGGAGUUUUACUCAACUGAGUCAUCUACAAAGACACCAGUACAUUCACACCGGAAACAGAACUCACCAGUGCUCAGAGUGUGGGAAGAAUUUUGAAUAUCUGCAAGGUCUCCGACAACACCAGCGCAUUCACACAGGAGAGAAGCCCUAUUGCUGCACAGAGUGUGGGAGGGCUUUCAACCAAAAGAGCUCUCUCCAACGGCACCAGCUUAUGCACACAGGAGAGAAACCAUAUCGCUGCUCAGAGUGCGGGAGGGGUUUUAACCAAAAGAGCUCUCUCCAACGGCACCAGCUUAUGCACACAGGAGAGAAACCGUAUCACUGCUCAGAGUGUGGGAAGGGUUUCACUGCACAGAGUAAUCUCGAAAUACACCAGCGGAUUCACACAGGAGAGAAGCGGUAUGAAUGCUCAGAGUGUGGAAUAUGUUUUACUCUACAGAGUCAUCUCCAACGACACCAGCUUGUUCACACUGGAGAGAAGCCAUACCCCUGCUCACAGUGUGGCAAGAGUUUUACUCGGCAGAGUCAUCUCCAACGACACCAGCUUCUUCACACAGGAGUGAGGCCGUACCCCUGCUCACAGUGUGGCAAGAGUUUUACUCGGCAGAGUCACCUCCAGUGUCACAUGCACAUCCACACAGGAGAGAAGCCGUAUCAGUGUUCAGAGUGUGGCAAGAGUUUUUCUCAACAGAGUCAUCUCCAAGAACACCAGCGCAUUCAUACAGGAGUGAAGCCGUAUUACUGUUUCGAGUGUGGGAAGUGUUGUUCUAACCAAAGUACUCUCCAAAGACACCAGCGCAGUCACACAGGAGAGAAGCCGUAUCAGUGUUCAUACUGUGGAAAGAGUUUUAGAUACAAAAGUUCUGUUACAAAACACCAGCACGUUCACACAGGAGAGAAGCCAUAUCAGUGUUCAUACUGUGGGAAGAGUUUUAGACACAAAAAUUCUGUUACAACACACCAGCACGUUCACACAGGAGAGAAGCCGUAUUACUGUUCAUACUGUGGAAAUUAUAGAGACAGACAUUCUGUCGUAGUACACCAGCGCAUUCACACAGGAGAGAAGCCGUAUCAGUGUUCAGAGUGUGGGAAGAGUUUCAGAUGUGUGAGCAUUCUACGGCAACACCAGCGCGUCCACACAGGAGAGAAGCCGUAUCAGUGCUCAGAGUGUGGAAAGAGAUUCACCCUACAGAGUAUUCUUAAAACACACCAGCGCAUUCACACAGGAGAGAAGCCGUAUCAGUGCUCAGAGUGUGGGAAGAGUUUUAGGCUACAGUGUCAUCUCCAACGACACCAGCGCAUCCACACAGGAGAGAAACCGUAUCAGUGCUCAGAGUGUGGAAAGAGUUUCACCCUACAGAGUCAUCUUAAAACACACCAGCGGUAUCACACAGGAGAGAAGCCGUAUCAGUGCUCAGAGUGUGGGAAGAGUUUUAGUCUACAGAGUAAUCUCCAACGACACAAGCGCGUCCACACAGGAGAGAAACCGUAUCGGUGCUCAGAAUGUGGGAAGGGUUUUACUCGUGAGAGUCAUCUCCAACAACACAGGCUCAUCCACACAGGUGUGAGGGCGUAUCAGUGCUCACAGUGUGGAAAGAGUUUUACUCGGCAGAGUCACCUCCAACAACACAUGCACAUCCACACAGGAGAGAAGCCGUAUCAGUGCUCAGAGUGUGGAAAGAGUUUUACCCAACAGGGUAAUCUCCAAGCACACCAGCGCAUUCACACAGGAGUGAAGCCGUAUUACUGUUUCGAGUGUGGGAAGAGUUUUUAUAGCCAAGAUGCUUUCCAAUGUCACCAGCGCGUUCACACAGGAGUGAAGCCGUAUUACUGUUUCGAGUGUGGGAAGAGUCUUUCUAGCCAAGGUGCUCUCAAAAAACACAAUCGCAUUCACACAGGAGAGAAGCCGUAUCAGUGUUCAGAGUGUGGGAAGAGUUUUCAUUUUAAGCGUGUGCUCUGUAAACACCAGCGCGUCCACACAGGAGAGAAGCCGUAUCAGUGCUCAGAGUGUGGAAAGAGAUUCACCCUACAGAGUCAUCUUAAAACACACCAGCGCAUUCACACAGGAGAGAAGCCGUAUCAGUGCUCAGAGUGUGGAAAGAGAUUCACCCUACAGAGUCAUCUUAAAACACACCAGCGCAUUCACACAGGAGAGAAGCCGUAUCAGUGCUCAGAGUGUGGAAAGAGAUUCACCCUACAGAGUCAUCUUAAAACACACCAGCGCAUUCACACAGGAGAGAGACCUCACCAGUGCUCAGAGUGCGGGAAGAGCUUUAUCAGACAGAGCCGUCUCCAGCAACACCAGCUCGUUCACGCUGGAGAGAAGCCGUAUCGCUGCUCAGAGUGUGGAACCAGUUUUAGUCAUCAGGGUACCCUUAAAAGACAUCAGCUCAUCCACACAGGAGAAAAACCGUAUUACUGUUCAGACUGUGGGAAGAGUUUUAGACAGCAAAGUACCCUCAAAGAACACCAGCGCAUUCACACCGGAGAGAAGCCGUAUCAGUGCUCAGAGUGUGGAAAGAGUUUUAAUCAGCAGAGGAACCUCCAAACGCACCAGCGCAUUCACACUGGAGAGAAGCCGUAUCGCUGCUCGGAGUGUGGAAUAAGUUUUAGAGACAAAGCUAAUCUCAUAAAACACCAGCGCAUUCACACUGGAGAGAAGCUGUAUCGCUGCUCAGAAUGUGGGAGGAGCUUCACUCGUCAGAAUCAUCUGCAAACGCACGAGCGCAUUCACACUGGAGAGAAACCGCAUCACUGCUCGGAGUGCGGAAAGUGUUUUAGUGACCGAGGUGCUCUGAAAACGCACCAGCGCAUUCACACCGGAGAGAAACCGUAUCAGUGCUUGUAUUGUGGGAAACGUUUUAGCGACAGAGGUGCUCACAAAACGCAUCAGCGCAUUCACACAGGAAUGAAACCGUAUUACUGCUCGGAGUGUGGAAAGAGUUUCAGUCGAAAGAGUACUCUCCAGCAACACCAGUACAUUCACGAAGGAAUAAAGCCGUAUCGCUGCUCGGAGUGUGGGCGGGACUUCAGGCAGCUGAAUUCCUUCAGAGCACACAUGAAAGUGCACUCAAAAGGAGGCGUGGACUCAUGACAGUAUGUCAAAAAAAAAAAAA
This is a messenger RNA of Colossoma macropomum (tambaqui), 4126 nucleotides long. Its product is annotated as zinc finger protein 850-like. The record is from RefSeq and is a predicted model, not a curated record. Gene Ontology annotation, biological process: regulation of transcription by RNA polymerase II. Gene Ontology annotation, molecular function: DNA-binding transcription factor activity; RNA polymerase II cis-regulatory region sequence-specific DNA binding. NCBI's taxonomy places the organism in Eukaryota, Metazoa, Chordata, Actinopteri, Characiformes, Serrasalmidae.